Messenger RNA from Cyprinodon tularosa, 825 nucleotides. RefSeq names its product protein FAM107B. The record is from RefSeq and is a predicted model, not a curated record. NCBI's taxonomy places the organism in Eukaryota, Metazoa, Chordata, Actinopteri, Cyprinodontiformes, Cyprinodontidae. The transcript has 7 exons. Bases 253 to 825 code for a protein of 190 amino acids.
CUCAUCAUUAUCAUGUCUUAUUAUGCUUAACUCUGAGUACACUGCUUCUACUGCAGCUAAAAUCGACAGAAGUUUCCCCUGUAAUUAUCAUAGGUGUAGAACAAAGGGUCAUAAGUCAUUUAACAAGAUUUGACAGAGUGGCACACAGAAAGCUGCUCUGAUCCACCUCACAAGGUCUGCAGCUUUCUGUGGGCAAACAGCAGAGAAAGCUUCUCCUGCAUCACCCGCUUCUACAGUCUCUAUUCCAAAGCUAUGCAUCGCUACCAAACACUGCAGGGAGCACAAAAAAGAAACAAAAGAAACAGAGUGCAGUGCUGGGUGAGCCCGCCUCACCAGGUGACAGAAAAUCAACAACAGGAGGAAGAUGACCUCAUCAAACCAAAGAAGCUGAUAAAUCCUAUCCUGGCCUCCCUCCAACAGAGAGCUCUUCAUCAGGAGCUGCUGUUCUGCCAUAAACAGGGGUUUCUGCCAAGAAAGAAAUCCGAGUUGCAUCGUGUCCUCGAAAACAAAGCCAGAGAGCAGCUGAGGAAGAGGGAGCAGGCUCUCCGACCUCGCUCCGACCUGGAGGUGAAACUGCAGAGGAGACUGCAGAAAUUAGAACUGUAUGAGCUGGAGGAGAAGAGGUGGAGGGCCGGGUUGAAGAAUGUUCCCGAGUUUACAGCCAAAAUGGACAUUCUCAUGCUGACAUAUGGUGGCCAGAGCCACUCCAGCAUCAUCUUAUAUGGUAAUGCUGCAGGCUGUCUCAUCCGUCAUGACCUGGAAUCCAGCAAACUGAAAAUCUGCUGCCACCUGGUGGACACAGUGUGCAACAACAACCAAAGCUGA